Molecule: messenger RNA, 783 nt
Organism: Carassius carassius (crucian carp)
Lineage: Eukaryota; Metazoa; Chordata; Actinopteri; Cypriniformes; Cyprinidae
Exons: 2
Coding region: 1-783 (260 amino acids)
Source: RefSeq, a predicted model, not a curated record
AUGAGGAGACUAGCAUGCAAAAGAUUAAGGGGGUCUCACACAUUUGACGUGAUUGCUGGUGCUCUUGAUGAUGUCAAUUGUCAAUACAAGAUUAGAGAUAAAGUAGUAAGGACCACAACCGAUAGUGGAUCCAACUUCCUCAAAGCUUUCCAUGUGUCUGGACAGCAGAAAGAUGCAGAGGUAGAUGACGAUGAAGAAGACAUGGAUGCUCUUGACGCAAGUGACCAUAUUGAGUAUCAUGAUGCAAGUACAAUCCUUGAUGAAGACUCUGGUAUGGAAUAUCAACUACCCCCUCAUCAACGAUGUGCAUGUCACUUGCUAAAUCUUGUGGCAACAACUGAUGCUUCCCUUGCAGAGGCCAUGAAUGACACCUACAAGAGGCUUUUUCGUGCAACAAUUGCAAAAUGCCAGGCCAUUUGGAACAAAACUGGGCGAUCUCAUUUGGCUAGUGAAGUGAUAGAGGACAAGUGUGGGCUACAGAUCAUUCGCCCCAAUGCAACACGUUGGAAUUCCACCUGUCUUGCCACUGAAAGAAUUAUACGCAUCAUUGAUGAGAAAGGUGAAGAUUCCAUUAGGGGUGUAUGUGACGAACUCAAGGUGAAAAUGUUGAGUCCUGCAGAAGUUGCAUUCCUCCGGGAGUAUAGCAUCACCAUGAAGCCACUGAUGAAAGCUUCAAACAUCCUCCAGUGUUUACAUUUGAUGGCUGCUGCCAGUAAUCCACCAGCUUCUAUCCAAACUCAACAGACUAGAGAUAUCAAGCAAGACCUGCACACCGCUCAUUAG